Closterium sp. Naga37s-1 is the source of this 6222-nucleotide messenger RNA. The record is from the annotation of a GenBank genome assembly. Lineage: Eukaryota; Viridiplantae; Streptophyta; Zygnematophyceae; Desmidiales; Closteriaceae.
AUGUGGACGGGGAUCGGCAUGUGCUCAUGUGGCCGGUUGGUGGGAACCCUUAAAGGUCACAAGGCGAAGAUCAGGCUGCUGCUGGUGUUUGGCGAAUACCUCCUCUCAGUGGACGAGGACAGGCACGUGCUCCUGUGGCCGGUGGGAACACUGAAGGGUCACAAGGCGAAGAUCAGGCUGCUGCAGGUGUUUGGCGAAUACCUCCUCUCAGUGGACGAGGACAGGCAUGUGCUCCUGUGGCCGGUCAGAGGGGCGCAAAGAGACGCGCCCAGGGGAGAGGGAGAGGAACGGAAGGGGAAGGAGGGGAAGGCAGGGAGCGAGGAGAGGGAGGAGAAUGAGGAGGAGGUGGGAGGGGGAAGAGAGGGAACGGAGGGGGGUGGUGGAGUGGAGAAAGAAGAGGGGAAGAAACCAGGAGGGCCUGACCAGGGGGGUUUUGUUCUCGAGCCUCUCGGGCAGUUUCAGCUGCCCGAAGGGUUCAACCCGACGGGGGUAAUUCACCCCGACACAUAUCUCAACAAGGUCCUAUUCGCGUCAGAAGACGGGCGCAUGCACCUGUGGAACGUAAAUUCCAGGAAGCUUCUGUACGAGUUCAAGGGGUGGGGUGUGGGGAUAACAGCACUGGUGGGGUCACCUGCGUUGGAUACAGUAGCAGUGGGGUGCAGCGAUGGCAAGGUGCAUGUGCAUAACAUCCGGCUGGAUAAACCAGUCGUGGAUUUCACCCACGCUGCUGCCGGCGCCGUCACCUCCCUGGCCUUCAACUCAGCAGUGGGGAUAACGGCACUGGUGGGGUCGCCUGCGUUGGAUACGGUGGCAGUGGGGUGCAGCGAUGGCAAGGUGCAUGUGCAUAACAUUCGGCUGGAUCGACCAGUCGUGGAUUUCACCCACGCUGCUGCUGGUGCUGUCACUUCCCUCGCCUUCAACUCAGUCGUGGAUUUCACCCACGCUGCUGCUGGUGCUGUCACCUCCCUGGCCUUCAACUCAGAUGGUCCGCCUAUGCUUGCAGUGGGAGGGAUGGGAGGGGCCAUCAGCGUGUGGGACCUCACCAACCGUCGCCUGCACUCCAUCAUCCCCAACGCUCAUGUUGUUCUGCUGUUCUGCUGUGCCCUGCUGCUCUCACCCCCCUCUCACUCCUCAGAUGGUCCGCCUAUGCUUGCAGUGGGAGGCAUGGGAGGGGCCAUUAGCGUGUGGGACCUAACAAACCGUCGCCUGCACUCCAUCAUCCCCGACGCCCACGAUGGCCGCGUAGCGGCGCUUUCUUUCCUCGUCAACGAGCCCCUGCUGUUGUCUGCCGGCGCUGACAACAGCCUCAAGGUAUUGACCGCUGUCUCAUAUAGGGUUAUUGCAAGUAUGUCUUUAGGGAGCCCACCUCACCAACCGCCGUCUGCACUCCAUCAUCCCCGACGCCCACGACGGGCGCGUGGCAGCCCUCUCCUUCUGCGAUCGGCCGGGGCAGACAACAGCCUCAAGGUACCGACUGCUGUUGCCUCGGUAACCCCUCCUUGUCUGCACGCCAUCAUUCCCGGCGCCCACGACGGCCGCGUGGCAGCCCUCUCCUUCCUUGUUAACGAGCCCGUGCUGCUCUCUGCUGGCGCUGAUAACAGCCUCAAGGUACUACAGGAACGGCCGUCACAUUCUCUCAGCUGGCCUCGACAGAAGCUUUCGUAUCUUCUCCACCGUUCAGGACCAACAAAGCCGGGAGCUAUCACAGGGCAACUUCGAAAAGAGGAUGAAAAAGAUGAUGAUGAAGGAGGCGAAGAUAAAGCUCUCAACGGUGGUCUGCUCUGCAUCGUUCACGCUACUCUCACAACGCUGAUUCAACUUUCUCCUCUCUGCCGCCUCUCUGCCCCUGCUCGUUGUACCCCCUGUCCUGUCUCCCUCUGCCCUGCCUCCCUCUUUCUUUUCCAGGAGGAGAAGCUGAAGCUCUCAAAGGUGGUCUGCAUAGAUGCUGCUGAGGUGCGGGAGAGAGACUGGGCCAACGUUGUCACCUGCCACGAGGGCAACCCGGCAGCAUUCGUGUGGGAAUUGAGGAACUUUGUGAUCGGCAAACUGAAGUUGGUGCCGCCAGGAAUUGAACCCUCGCCAGCCACUGCAUGUGCUGCCAGCAUGUGCGGAAACUUUGCCCUUGUGGGCACCUCAGCGGGUCAUCUGCAUUUUCCACCUGCAGUCGGCAUGAACAAUCUGCCCCAUGCCCCCCUCCUCUCCUGUGCCAGGCGCGUGUGCUGCGAGCAUGUGUGGGAACUUUGCCCUAGUAGGGACGUCAGCGGGCCAUCUGCAUCUCUUCCACCUGCAGUCAGCACGGCACCGCGUGGCGUACCAGUGGAGGAAGCAGCAAGCAAUCCAUCACCUCGUCCUCUCUCUCCCCCUCCUCUCUCCCCAACACACCAGGCGUGUGCCGCAAGCAUGUGCGGCAACUUUGCGUUGGUGGGCACCUCAGCGGGCCAUCUACAUCUCUUCCACCUGCAGUCAGCACGGCAUCGAGUGGCAUACCAGACGCAAAAGCAGCAGUACAGCCCGGCACAUGGUGGCAUGGUGACUGGCGCUGCUAUUGAUUCGCUCAACAGGCACAGCAUCAGCUGCUGCAGAGACGGGCAUGUCAAGGUGAGAGAGACUGUAAGAGCACAUGCAGGCAGGCAGCAGAGCGGAGAGUGUGGCCUGCCAGUCAAAGAAGCAGCAGUACAGCCCGGCGCAUGGCGGCAUGGUGACUGGCGGCAAGGUGACGGGCAUGUCAAGGUGAGAGAGAGCACUGGCAGGCAGCAGAGCAGAGAGUGUGGCCUGCCAGUCAGAGAAGCAGCAGUACAGCCCGGCGCAUGGCGGCAUGGUGACUGGCGGCAAGGUGACGGGCAUGUCAAGGUGAGAGAGAGCACUGGCAGGCAGCAGAGCGGAGAGUGUGGCCUGCCAGUCAGAGAAGCAGCAGUACAGCCCGGCGCAUGGCGGCAUGGUGACUGGCGGCAAGGUGACGGGCAUGUCAAGGUGAGAGAGAGCACUGGCAGGCAGCAGAGCGGAGAGUGUGGCCUGCCAGUCAAAGAAGCAGCAGUACAGUCCAGCGCAUGGCGGCAUGGUGACUGGCGGCAAGGUGACGGGCAUGUCAAGGUGAGAGAGAGCACUGGCAGGCAGCAGAGCGGAGAGUGUGGCCUGCCAGUCAGAGAAGCAGCAGUACAGCCUGGCACAUGGCAGCAUGGUGACUGGCGGCAAGGUGACGGGCAUGUCAAGGUGAGAGAGAGCACUGGCAGGCAGCAGAGCGGAGAGUGUGGCCUGCCAGUCAGAGAAGCAGCAGUACAGCCCGGCGCAUGGCGGCAUGGUGACUGGCGGCAAGGUGACGGGCAUGUCAAGGUGAGAGAGAGCACUGGCAGGCAGCAGAGCGGAGAGUGUGGCCUGCCAGUCAGAGAAGCAGCAGUACAGCCCGGCGCAUGGCGGCAUGGUGACUGGCGGCAAGGUGACGGGCAUGUCAAGGUGAGAGAGAGCACUGGCAGGCAGCAGAGCGGAGAGUGUGGCCUGCCAGUCAGAGAAGCAGCAGUACAGCCCGGCACAUGGCAGCAUGGUGACUGGCGGCAAGGUGACGGGCAUGUCAAGGUCUGGUUUCUCAAGUCAGGCCGCCUGCGGUUCGAUGUGAACGUUGGCUCGCCGAUAGUGAAGAUGACGUUCCACCACGGCAACAACCUAGCAGCAGUCGCCUGUGAGAAUUUCUCUACCUACAUCUUUGCUUCUCCUCCUCCCUCCCUGCCAACGGUUUCUUGUCCCUCCCUCUACCCCCCCCCCUCUUCCACUGUCUCCACCACCAGACCUAGCAGCGAUCGCCUGCAAGAAUUUCUCAGCCUACAUCUUUGCAUCUCCUUCUCUCCUCCCUGCCAACAUUCCCUCGCCCCUCCCUUUAAUCCCCCCCCUCUAUCACUCUCCCCACCAGACCUAGCAGCGAUCGCCUGUGAGAAUUUCACGACCUACAUCUUCGACGCCGAGGCUGGCCGGCUGGUUCGGCGGUUCCCGGGCCACGAGGAUCGGAUCACAGCCGUCGAGAUGAGCCCCGACGGCCGGUGGCUGCUGACGUCAGCCAUGGAUCUGACCGUGCGCACGUGGCACGUCGUGAGUGGCCGGCCGCUGGACGCCUUCCAGGUGCCGACAGCUGUCGUGGGGCUCUCCAUGUCUCCCACUUCGGACCUUCUCGCCACCAUCCACCUCAACCGCCGAGGCAUCUACCUCUGGGCGAACAAGGCCAUGUACUCUGGGAGGGAUAGACGAUUCGAACCUACUCCCUGCUCCGCUCUCCCUCCCCUGCUGCACCCCUCUCAUCCGUUCUGUCCCCCUCUCAUCCCUUCUGCACCCCUCUCAUCCCUUCUGACCCCUCGCAUCCCUGCUUAUCCACCCCUUCUGCCUCUCAGGACUCGGACCUCCUCCCGGCUCCCCUCUCGCUCGCUACCAUGCUCUCACCUGUGUACUGUUAAUCACCACCCACACCUCCCUUUCCGUAUCUAUCCUGCCACCCCCCUUCCUCCCCAAACCCCUCUCAGGGCGAACAAGGCCAUGUACUCUGGGAUAGACGAUUCAAACCUACUCCCAGCUCCGCUCUUCCUCCACUGCUGCACCCCUCUCAUCCCUUCUGCCCCCUCGCAUCCCCGCUUAUCCACCCCUUCUGCCUCUCAGGGCGAACAAGGCCAUGUACUCUGGGAUAGACGACUCCGACCUCCUCCCUGCUCCCCUCUCUUGCACACCUCCUCGCAUAUCCCCCUUUCCCCUGUGCUGCCACACUCUCCCCACAUUUUCCCCACCCCUCCCAUCCCUCCCCCCUUCUCUCAGGGCGAACAAGGCCAUGUAUUCAGGGAUAGACGACUCGGACCUUCUCCCGGCUCCCCUCUCUUGCUCACCUCCCAUAUCCCCUUUCUCCUAUGCUGCCACACCCUCUCCCACCCCUCUCCUCCCCUCCCUUUCUCUCUCAGGGCCAACAAGGCCAUGUACUCUGGGAUAGACGACUCGGACCUCCUCCCGGCUCCCCUCUCCCCUUGCCUCCUCCCUUUCAUCCCUUUGUACCGCUACCCACCCCUCCUUCCCACCCCUCUCAGGGCGAACAAGGCCAUGUACUCUGGCAUAGACGACUCAGACCUCCUCCCGGCUCCCCUCUCGCUCCCUGCCGCCACCACCACUGACGGCACCGGGACCAAUAGCAGCGUGCCAGCUGUCCAGAUGCCGAUUCUGAUUGGCCCAAACGAGGGAGCAGAGGGGGAGGAGGAGGAUGAGGAAGGGAGGAGGGUGGGUGGGAGGGGUGUGGGGGCAGGGGACGUGGCUGUUAUAGCUGGGGAGGGGGGAGGAAGGAGAGGGGGAGUGAGUGGGGGGGAAGGGGAGGGGGGGAGAGGGAAGGGCGAGGGGGGGACGAGAGCAGAGCAUUGGACUGCUGAGGAGGCAGCGAGAGAGGCAAGGGAAUAUUGGGUGAAUCUGGUCAUGCUAGAUGUGAUAAAGGAGAGGAACAGGCCUAUUCAGCCGCCCAAGAAGCCAGAGCAGGCGCCCUUCUUCCUCCCCUCCGUACCGACGUUCUCCGGAGCGAUUCACUUUGCUCCUCCUCAGGCCGCUGCUGCUGUUGCUGGCUCGGCCGAACCUGCCGGCUCGGCUGGUCCGGCCGAACCUACUGGGAGCACUGGUGCUGCCACUGCUGCUGCUGCUGCUGAUGCUGCUGCAGGUGGUUCUUCAGGUGGUUCUUCAGGUGGUGCUUUGCCUGGAUGGGGGAGUGAAGGAGAUGCGGAGAUGGAGGAAGGGGAGGAGGAGGAGGAGGAGGGAGAGGAGGGGAGUGAGGAGGGGGAGGAGGGAGGAGAGGAAGGGGAGGAGGGAGGAGAGGGGGCAGGGGAGGGAGGGAAGAAGGGGGGGGUGUUGGGGAAGAGGAGGCAUGGGAGGGUGAUGCGAGGAGGCCUGGAGGAAUCUGAAAUGGACACUGAAUUGAUGCGAGCCAUCAGGAGAGGCGCACAGGGCGACCCAGCAGACUACUCCCAAGCUAUGGCCCUGCUGAAAGCCAUGUCACCGUCAGCCGUUGAUCUGGAGCUACGGGCGAUCGAGAUCGUCGAUGACAGCCCCUCCCCGGCAGACCUGCACCGGGUGGCCCUCCUCAUGUCCUUCCUCGAGGGGAAGCUGCGAGGAAGCUGCGACUUUGAACUCCUGCAAGCCAUCCACGGGUCAGCCAUCUCCUCCUUCCCUCAGCUGCGCGCCAAGCUGCCCGCCCUCAGAGCAGCCCUUUUGGCCGAUUAG